Molecule: messenger RNA, 2088 nt
Organism: Teleopsis dalmanni
Lineage: Eukaryota; Metazoa; Arthropoda; Insecta; Diptera; Diopsidae
Product: protein halfway-like
Exons: 7
Coding region: 292-1845 (517 amino acids)
Molecular function (GO): protein binding
Source: RefSeq, a predicted model, not a curated record
GUUGCAUGAGAAUAAUGAGAAUAAGCAAAUCAAAAGGAAGUGAAAACGACUGACUUGUAUGAAUAAAAACAACAUAAGAAUAAAUCAGAACCAAAACAAAAAGCACUUAAGCAACUGGUGUUCUCGCUCGUAAAAGUAAAAUUUGCUUGCAAAAGUUAAUGGUUAAAAAGUAGAAUUUAUGGCGGACUGAACAUAGUAAAAUGUUAAAGAAAAAAUUGUUAAAAUGAAAAGCAGUGUUUUUGUUAAUGUAAAAACACAAUAAAUAAACUUAGUUGUGAAAAAACUUUAAAGAUGUGCUUAAAUAAAAGUUUUUCCUCGGUAUUUAUAUUUGGUAUUACUAUCUGCUUGCUGGGCGUUACGAUAACACGUUCCGAAGAGAAUUCAUUAACAGCAACAAAUCAACAACAAUAUGAAAACGUUAAUACUAGUUCUAAAAACCCAUCCAUAAACGAAAAUGAAACUCCAGAUUCGCUAAAGAAUUGCUAUUAUGCUGAAGAAAGCUUAUGCCUGAUUAAGCCACAACAUGACAACCAAACGGAAUCAUCUUGCCAAUGUGCUGCUCAUCCAACCAUUGAAAACUUUUCCUACUGCUGCAAUGUCACACACAUGGUCAAUAUAACCAGUUGCACUCACAUAUCAACCUGGACAAAGCUACAUAUACGGAAUAUAUCACUGCCUGAGCUGAAUCUUGGAAAUUCUAUUUAUCAAACACUUAUAUCGCUUGCCAUUACCGAUGGCAACAUAACGCGUGCUACUAAUUCAUUUUCUCGCGCAUCCAAAAUAAGAUGUCUGAAUAUAUCAAAUAAUCAUUUGUUGGAUAUAGAAGAUCGUGCCCUAGGUCUUGUGUCCAACUUAACAUAUUUGGAUAUAGCCAAUAACAAUUUAUCUCGUAUACCCAAAUGGAAUCAAAGUAGAAACAUAACCGUUAAUGUCAGUGGUAAUAAACAUAUGCUUUGUAAAACCUUGAAGGAUGCCAUUUUUCAUGAUUCAUUCAAAUUCGUUAAUCCCGAAACCUCAUACUGUGUCCAAAAUUACACAUUCAACUGGUUUAAUGGUACGGAUUAUGUUUCCAUACAACAAUUACAAACAUUGAAGAGAUUGAAAACAGAGUGUCCCGUAAUACCAGGACGUGGUAAUUGCACGUGCACUAUAGAUAAAAUGCUCGCAUCAGGUGAUCAAUCGAAGCCAUCAGCUAAACUAUUUUGUCGAGUAGAUUGCUCCAGCCUUGGACUUACAGAGCUGCCAGCAAAAUUACCAGAAAACACUUUCUCUCUAGACAUAUCCAAUAAUAAUAUAAGUAGCAUUGAAUCUCUUGGCAGAAUACCUUCCUAUCAGAAUAUUGUGAUGUUAUAUGCUGAUAACAAUCAGAUAUCAUCUAUGAAUGACUUGGAAGGAACAGAAUUCUUAAAUCAUUUUCAACGUUUGUCACUACGUAACAAUGCCUUAAAAAAGUUGCCAGAAUAUUUACUUACAAAUGUACUCAUUGAUACUGGGCUCGGACGUAAAAUAAAUUUAGGUGGAAAUAAAUUAGAAUGUGAUUGCAACUCAGCAAAAGUCCUCAAGCUUUGGCUUUUGGAACGCAGUCGUGAUAUACCAGAUUACAAUGAUAUACUUUGUCGUAACAUGGCACAUCGUGUAAUGGAAUUACAAGAGGAAAAAAUGUGCCAAUCGCCACAUGAUUGGACCGACUAUAUAUAUUACUUAAUAGCAGCUGAAGCAUUACUGCUUAUUGCAUUAAUUACUAAAGUAUCAUAUGAUUAUUGGGUAUUUAAAACUGCCGGUUAUCUGCCAUGGCCAGCUAGUAAAAUGCCUAAGUUACCCUGUGACUGGUUAUGUGAAUCGUAAAUCUAACCUACCUACAAAACGUAUUUUAACAUUAUUUUACAUAUGGACAGAGGGAUUUUAUACUCUUAAAAUUAUGAAAUUUAUGUGCCUAAAAUUUUUCAUAGAAAAUCAUUAUCUGCAUAUCGUUUAUACAAUAUUAUAAGUAAAUGUUUUUCAAAAUGACAAUUAUGUGCAAUUAAAUGUGCCUUAAAAUGUUGCUUACAAUUUUUGUGUAUGUGUAACAAAACAUUAAAUGUAUGUAUG